Molecule: messenger RNA, 1284 nt
Organism: Closterium sp. Naga37s-1
Lineage: Eukaryota; Viridiplantae; Streptophyta; Zygnematophyceae; Desmidiales; Closteriaceae
Source: the annotation of a GenBank genome assembly
AUGAAGCUCGUGUUGGGUCCCGAAUUCCCAAACGCUCCACCAAAGGGCUUCUUUGUGACUCGGAUAUUCCACCCGAACGUGGCCAAGAAUGGAGAAAUCUGUGUGAACAUCCUGAAGAAGGACUGGAAGCCAUGCCUUGGAUUGCGGCACGUACUCAUUGUUGUUCGGUGCUUGCUCAUUGAGCCUUAUCCGGAAUCAGCUCUUAACGAGGAUGCAGGCAAGCUUCUUCUAGAGGACUAUGAGGCCUACGCGAAACAUGCUCGCCUGUUUACGUCCAUCCACGCCCCAUCUUCAGCAGCAGCAGCAGCAGCAGCAGCAGGUUUCAGCAUGAGCCGCUCCAAGUCCAUGCCGCAGCAUGCCGCUUCCCAACCAGGUCAACAAAGUCAACCAGGUCAACACCCGUCCUGCCCCCACCACACGCUUCGCCAGAGCGUCUCUGCUUCAGACCACCUCGCUCCUGGCGCUGCUUCUGCUGCCGCUGCCGCUGCCACCGCCGCUGCUGUUGCAGAAAUGGCAGGUUCCGCAGCUGCUGCUGCUGCUGCUGCUGCUGCUGCUGCUGCUGCUGCUGCUGCUGCUGCUGCUGCUGCUGUCUCUGUGUCUCCGUCAGCCCUUGCUGCCGGUGGUGCUGGUGGUGGGAGUGCUCCUCUUGCUCCCAACCGCUCUAUUGCCAACGCUGAAGUGCAGAGGGAGGAGGGUGUGGGUGUUGCAGCUGGGGGGUCGACCGGGGGCCUGCGCAGUGCAGGCAGUAAGGGGGAGAAUGGAGCGAGAGGAGGGCAUGAGAAGAAAAAGGCACGCUGGCUCUCUCCCGCGCUCGCAGCAGCAGUAGUUGCCUGCAUCCUCCUCCCGCUGCCCCUCCCCCUCCCUCCGCAGCACACUCCACCCGCGAUGGAGCAAGGCAGGGUAGCAAGCAGCAGAUCGCUGGGCAGUGCGUGGGGCAGUGCGUGGGGCAGGUCGUGGAACAGUGCACAGGCCAUGCCAGCGCCGUUCAGUGGGGCCUCUGCGCCUCUGCCCUCUGAGACUUUCGACAACGUGCCCCAGUCGCUCUCAGAGGAUGACAAAAAGCCGCGGCGGAUUCAGAAGCCCAAGACACCGGCAGCAGAGAAGUGUUUGCGCAAGUGUGUGGGCACGUGCAUAAGAGGAGGGGCAGGAGCACCUGGGGAAGGGCCCAUCAACGUUGAGAGGCCCAUUGUGGUUUUCAAGUCCGAAUUCAGGUCAAGACAAUAUUGUCUAGUGGAAUGUAGUGAGAUCUGCAACCUUUUGUCGGAUGCAAAGAGCAAGCCUUGA